This is a messenger RNA of Lachancea thermotolerans CBS 6340, 234 nucleotides long. RefSeq names its product Cmc4p (gene CMC4). The record is from RefSeq and is a predicted model, not a curated record. NCBI's taxonomy places the organism in Eukaryota, Fungi, Ascomycota, Saccharomycetes, Saccharomycetales, Saccharomycetaceae. The transcript is spliced from 2 exons. Bases 1 to 234 code for a protein of 77 amino acids. Gene Ontology annotation, cellular component: mitochondrial intermembrane space.
AUGACAGACCCCUGCAAGCCACAGGCGUGCGCGAUACAAGGCUGUCUCACCAAGACCGGGUUCGACGAAAGCAAGUGCUCCCACCUCAUCGACAGCCUCUACGAGUGCUGCUCCAAGUUCUACAACGAGCGCGGCGCCGACGCGCGCACGCCCUGCUGCCCCGUGCCGUCGCUGCUGCGGCUGAAGCUCGAGCAGCGCGCCUGCGGGCCGCUUGACGCCAAACGGGUGCGGUGA